This is a messenger RNA of Myotis lucifugus (little brown bat), 2673 nucleotides long. It is a transcript of the gene GRM5, whose product is annotated as glutamate metabotropic receptor 5. The record is from RefSeq and is a predicted model, not a curated record. Gene Ontology annotation, cellular component: postsynaptic density membrane. Gene Ontology annotation, molecular function: G protein-coupled receptor activity involved in regulation of postsynaptic membrane potential; adenylate cyclase inhibiting G protein-coupled glutamate receptor activity. Gene Ontology annotation, biological process: trans-synaptic signaling by endocannabinoid, modulating synaptic transmission; regulation of synaptic transmission, glutamatergic; G protein-coupled glutamate receptor signaling pathway. NCBI's taxonomy places the organism in Eukaryota, Metazoa, Chordata, Mammalia, Chiroptera, Vespertilionidae.
ACAGGCAACUACGGAGAAAGUGGAAUGGAAGCUUUCAAAGAUAUGUCAGCCAAGGAAGGGAUUUGCAUUGCUCACUCUUACAAAAUCUACAGCAACGCGGGGGAGCAGAGCUUCGAUAAGCUGCUGAAGAAGCUCAGGAGCCACUUGCCCAAGGCCCGGGUUGUAGCCUGCUUCUGUGAGGGCAUGACCGUGCGAGGACUGUUGAUGGCCAUGAGGCGCCUGGGUCUAGCUGGAGAAUUUCUGCUUCUGGGAAGUGAUGGCUGGGCUGACAGGUAUGAUGUGACUGACGGAUACCAGCGAGAAGCUGUCGGUGGAAUCACAAUCAAGCUCCAAUCUCCUGAUGUCAAGUGGUUUGAUGAUUAUUAUCUGCAGCUACGGCCAGAAACAAACCUCCGAAACCCUUGGUUUCAAGAGUUUUGGCAGCACCGUUUUCAGUGCCGGCUGGAAGGGUUUGCACAGGAGAACAGCAAAUACAACAAGACCUGCAACAGUUCUCUGACUCUGAGAACACAUCACGUUCAAGAUUCCAAAAUGGGAUUUGUGAUCAAUGCGAUCUACUCCAUGGCCUAUGGCCUUCACAAUAUGCAGAUGUCCCUCUGCCCAGGCUACGCGGGCCUGUGCGAUGCAAUGAAGCCCAUCGAUGGACAGAAACUUUUGGACUCACUGAUGAAAACCAAUUUUACUGGAGUUUCCGGAGAUAUGAUCUUAUUCGAUGAGAAUGGAGACUCUCCAGGAAGGUAUGAAAUAAUGAACUUCAAGGAAAUGGGAAAAGAUUAUUUUGAUUAUAUCAAUGUUGGAAGCUGGGACAAUGGAGAAUUAAAAAUGGAUGAUGAUGAGGUAUGGUCCAAGAAAAACACCAUCAUCAGAUCCGUGUGCAGUGAACCAUGUGAGAAAGGCCAGAUAAAGGUGAUCCGGAAGGGAGAAGUCAGCUGCUGUUGGACCUGUACACCAUGUAAAGAGAACGAGUAUGUCUCUGACGAGUACACCUGCAAGGCAUGCCAACUGGGGUCCUGGCCCACUGAUGACCUUACAGGUUGUGAGUUGAUCCCAGUACAGUACCUUCGCUGGGGUGACCCUGAGCCCAUUGCAGCUGUGGUGUUUGCCUGCCUCGGCCUGCUGGCCACCCUGUUCGUCACGGCGGUCUUCAUCAUUUACCGCGACACCCCAGUAGUCAAGUCCUCCAGCAGGGAACUCUGCUACAUUAUCCUGGCUGGCAUCUGCCUCGGCUACCUAUGCACCUUCUGCCUCAUUGCAAAGCCCAAACAGAUCUACUGCUACCUUCAGAGAAUCGGCAUUGGUCUCUCCCCAGCCAUGAGCUACUCAGCCCUGGUAACCAAGACCAACCGUAUUGCCAGGAUCCUGGCCGGCAGCAAGAAGAAGAUCUGUACCAAAAAGCCCCGAUUCAUGAGUGCCUGUGCCCAGCUGGUGAUUGCUUUCAUUCUCAUAUGCAUCCAGCUGGGCAUCAUCGUCGCCCUCUUUAUAAUGGAGCCUCCUGAUAUCAUGCACGACUACCCAAGCAUCCGGGAAGUCUACCUGAUUUGUAAUACCACCAACCUAGGAGUCGUCACUCCUCUCGGAUACAAUGGGUUGCUGAUUUUGAGCUGCACCUUCUACGCUUUCAAGACCAGAAACGUCCCGGCUAACUUCAACGAGGCCAAGUAUAUCGCCUUCACCAUGUACACCACCUGCAUCAUAUGGCUGGCCUUCGUGCCCAUCUACUUUGGCAGCAACUACAAAAUCAUCACCAUGUGCUUCUCAGUCAGCCUCAGUGCCACCGUGGCGCUAGGCUGCAUGUUUGUGCCGAAGGUGUACAUCAUCCUGGCCAAACCCGAGAGAAACGUGCGCAGCGCCUUCACCACGUCCACCGUGGUGCGCAUGCACGUGGGGGAUGGCAAGUCAUCCUCGGCCGCCAGCAGGUCCAGCAGCCUCGUCAAUCUGUGGAAGAGGAGAGGCUCCUCCGGGGAAACCCUAAGGUACAAAGACAGGAGACUGGCCCAGCACAAGUCGGAAAUAGAGUGUUUCACCCCCAAAGGGAGUAUGGGGAAUGGUGGGAGAGCAACAAUGAGCAGCUCCAAUGGCAAGUCCGUCACGUGGGCCCAGAACGAGAGAAGCGGCCGGGGGCAGCACCUGUGGCAGCGCCUGUCCAUCCACAUCAACAAGAAGGAGAAUCCAAACCAGACGGCGGUCAUCAAGCCCUUCCCCAAGAGCACGGAGAGCCGCGGCCUGGGCGCAGACAUCAGCGAGCUCAACUCCAUGAUGCUGUCCACGGCCGCGCCCGGGCCCGGCGCGGGCGCCCGCUCUGCUCCUUCUACCUUGAUCCCCAAAGAGAUCCAGCUGCCCACGACCGUGACGACCUUUCCGAGAUCCCAGCCUCUGCCCGCCAUCGAGGUCACGGCCGGGGCGCAGCCCGUGGCAGCGGCGGCAGCGGCAGCCCCGCCGGCGGGGGGCGCUGCCCUGGAGACCCCGGCACCCGGGCCCGAGGCUGCAGCGGGCAAGCCGGACCUGGAGGAGUUGGUGGCCCUCACCCCGCCGUCCCCCUUCAGAGACUCGGUGGACUCGGGGAGCACAACGCCCAACUCGCCAGUGUCCGAAUCGGCCCUGUGUAUUCCAUCGUCUCCCAAAUAUGACACACUGAUCAUCAGAGAUUACACUCAGAGCUCCUCGUCAUUGUGA